Molecule: messenger RNA, 597 nt
Organism: Coregonus clupeaformis (lake whitefish)
Lineage: Eukaryota; Metazoa; Chordata; Actinopteri; Salmoniformes; Salmonidae
Product: cytochrome c oxidase subunit 6A, mitochondrial
Exons: 3
Coding region: 36-377 (113 amino acids)
Biological process (GO): mitochondrial electron transport, cytochrome c to oxygen
Cellular component (GO): mitochondrial inner membrane
Molecular function (GO): enzyme regulator activity
Source: RefSeq, a predicted model, not a curated record
GUUCAUCUGCUGAUCGGGUCAGAAAGACAGUGACAAUGGCGGCGGUCGGAAGAAUUUCUCAAGCGCUCCUGCGGUCCUCAUUGAUCCAGAGUCGUCAACUCUCUGCCACAGCGGCCCAUGGUCAUGGAGAGCAAACAGCUAGAACAUGGAAGAUCCUCUCCUUUGUGGUUGCCCUUCCGGGAGUUGCAGUGUGCAUGUUGAACAUGUACCUGAAGAUGCAGCACCAUGCUGCACACCAUGUGGAGCCAGAGUUUGUCCCUUACAGCCAUCUUCGCAUUCGCAGCAAGCGUUUCCCUUGGGGGGAUGGCAACAAGAGCCUGUUCCACAACCCUGAAGUGAAUGCCCUCCCUGAUGGCUAUGAGGGACGCGAAGAGUGAUCUCUCCCUCAGACCACCUCACACACUGGGACCAGUCUCUUCCCUCAAUUCAUUACUCUGUUACUGGACCACACUCCCCAAACAGUUUACUCUUCUCUAUUAUAUUAUGUUUACCUCUGUGCAUCUGUCACAAGGGACCCAAAAUGUUAGUUACAUUUUUCUGGACCAUUUAACACGAUGUCUGCGUAAACUUAACUAAAAUAAAUAAUUAUUACCGAAA